Molecule: messenger RNA, 348 nt
Organism: Paramecium octaurelia
Lineage: Eukaryota; Ciliophora; Oligohymenophorea; Peniculida; Parameciidae
Source: the annotation of a GenBank genome assembly
AUGAUUGGAAUUGCUCAUAACCAUUCAAAUAACAUUAUCAUAGUAUCAACUGUUUAUUGUUAAAUAAAUAGGAGGAUCAACUUAUUUCAGGAGGAAUGGAUCAUAAACAAUUAUAUGGAAAGUAGACUUUAGUAAGAAUGUUUUGACUUUUCUGCACUCCUUAGAUUAACAUAUAUAUAGAGUCAACCCACUAAGUUUUAAUUAAUCAGAAACCGUCUUGGCAUCAAGUGGUUAAGGAGAAUUCAUUCUAUGGGAGGAAGGAAUAUUAGGAAAAUUGGAGUUUAAAUAUAUAAUGGAAUAGCUGAAGCACUUUAUUUAUUCACACAUAUUUAUUUUAUUUAUAUAUGA